Messenger RNA from Umbelopsis ramanniana AG, 1536 nucleotides. RefSeq lists its product as uncharacterized. The coding region runs from base 1 to 1299 and encodes 432 amino acids. Gene Ontology annotation, cellular component: fungal-type vacuole membrane. The transcript is spliced from 11 exons. The record is from RefSeq and is a predicted model, not a curated record. Gene Ontology annotation, molecular function: transmembrane transporter activity. Gene Ontology annotation, biological process: transmembrane transport. NCBI's taxonomy places the organism in Eukaryota, Fungi, Mucoromycota, Umbelopsidomycetes, Umbelopsidales, Umbelopsidaceae.
AUGACCGAAACUCUGCCAGAACCCACCAACGUUAGCUCUGACGAGGAUACGAUCGGCCUUCCAGCAGGUGAAAAAACGACUCCAAACGAAGUAGAAGAUCUCAGCGAAGGCUGGAGAAAUCCAGGAUGGCUCAGUGUGAUAUCCCUGUUUCUGGUCAACUUUGCUGUAUUCGGCAUUGUCUUCACCUGGGGAAUUUUUCAAAAUGUUUAUCUUACCGAAGUGUUCCCUGGACAGACCGAUUCUUUCAGAAUAUCAUUUGUAGGCACUCUUUCAGCAACAUUCAUCGUCGGUGGUGGCAUUUUAGUCGCACCGUUGGUGCAAUAUAUAGGACAUCGAACCACCAUGCUCAUUGGCGGGUUUCUCUCUCCUCUCGGUCUCAUUAGUGCUAGCUUUGUAACAGCACCGUGGCAACUAUAUCUAAGUGAAGGUGUUCUUUUUGGCCUUGGUGGAUGUCUUCUUUAUAACCCUAGUGUAUAUCUGCCCGCCCAGUGGUUUAAAAAGAACAGAGCACUUGCCACAGGUCUUGGUGUCUGCGGUACUGGCAUAGGCGGUCUAGCGCUAUCACUGAUCACCGAGAAAUUAGUAGCUACUGUCGGAUUCCGUAUGACCUUAAGAUAUCUAGGUAUCAUUUGUUGGGUGCUUCUCAUGGUGGCCUGUGCUCUUGCGAGAAUCAGAUGGCCCGCGACUGGAUUGAAGAACUACCAAUGGAUCGAUACUUCUAUUCUCACAUUCGAUUUUGUCAUCUACAUGUUUUUCGGAGGAACCGUCAUCAUUUCUUAUGCCACGCCAUUUUUCUUGCUGCCACAAUACGCCGCAUCGAUCGGUGUUUCCUCAGCUGAUGCAUCUACUGUCAUUGGAGUAAUGUCAGCUUGUAACGCCGUUAGCCGAGUUCUCUUGGGAUACUUGGCCGAUCGAUUUGGACGCAUCAAUGCUAUGUUUUUGGUCACUUUCUUAGCUGGACUUUUCAUGAUGGUUGUGUGGAUUGAAGUUACAUCAAUUGGCACUCUUUACGCUAUCGGCGUCCUUUAUGGAUUGACAGGAGGUGGUUUUCUUGCAUUGAUACCAGCAGUAACAGCAGAAUUAGUGCCUGUUAAGAAUAUUUCUCAAGGAAUGAACUUCUUGUUUCUUUCCAUGGUCCCCGGAGGUCUCCUUGGUACUCCCAUUAGCGGUUUGUUAAGGGACCAAGCCGGAUUUACCGCGGCUAUUGAGUUUGCCGGUGCCACGACGGUCUUAUCAGCACUCAUUUUACUUGUCCUUCGACAACGACGUGCAAACAACAAGAUCUUCAUCAAAAUCUAGACCGCAGGCCGUUGUGAUAUUGAUUCUUUAGAAAUUUGACUUCGUUUAAAUAAGUUUGUAACCUAUGACAUUGUAUAUUAGAUGAUUUGAACAUACCUACUUUAUCGCUAGCACCAUUAUACUAUAGACAUCCCUGUGAUACAAUAAAGAUAAUUUGCCAUAUGGAAACAUUCGCACUCGAGGAAAUUAGAAACUAAAAAAUUCAUUAUGACCAGUUUACACCUCCAAACUGACGAC